UGCUCUUACAGUUCCUGUUCCCAGCGUCGUAGAGGCCAGAGCCAAAUUCAUUUUCAUGGCAAACCUAUUGGUUUUGUUGUGGUCCCUGGCGCUAGGAUGCUUAUUUUCAUUGACUGAUGCUGUUCUUGUGAACGAGAUAGGCAAAAAUGACUUUGCGUUGCAAUUAGUUGGACGUGUGCAACAAAUGCAUAUUGACCAUAGCACGACUAGCGUCUAUGUGUUGUCUGACCGUCAUUUUCUGGCUUCUCUUGGGCUUGAAAAUGGUGAAAUUAAAUGGAGACAACUGGUUUCGCCAGAAACGAGUGUUUUCGUAAACGAAGGUGCCAAUCUGUUAAUGACUUUGGAACGAGACUCAUUAAUUGCAUCUCUUUGGAACUCAAAAACAGGAAGUCUGUUAUUACAGAAGCAAGUUGACUGUGGCACUAAUGUUGUACCUACUUCUACAGGCUUUGCUUGUAUAAAUCAGGAUAUGCAUUCUGUGGCCGUUUUCAGCAAACAAAAUUCGACCUUUUCAGUGAAAAAUAUUGAUACUCCUACGGAGAUUAUCGGCGUUGGCGUCGAUGGUGAUGAUAUUUGGACUGUGUCUUUGGAAGAGGACGAUGUUCACGCUCUCCCUCUUGGUCAAUCAGCAGUACAUUCCAAAUCAUUACUUGCAAACGUGCCUGCAAGCAAACAUGAGAAGGGAUCUGAUUUAAAGAUUCACCUUCUUUGGCAAGGUCUUGUAAUUUGGAGCAAGGAAAACACAGUUUAUGCCCAACAACCGAUCAUUGAGAGUGAGCCUGUCAAAUUGUUUGAUGGUGCGUGGAAAUCAUUGAGACUGUGUGUUCACGACAACGUCCGUGCGUCUGUGGAUGUGUAUCUUUCUGAUGAGAACGACUCGGCUGUUUUUCUUUCAGUUUCAGUGGACGAACAAGGACGCCCUAUUGUAAUAAAUACCAGUGUAUUGCCAGUUGGUAAGCUUACUAGUUACACUUUCACUGAAAAUGGGCGUUACUCUGUUCAUGUUUUGGAAGAUGGCACGCUAGAGGCAUUUGCUGGAGACAAGCAAUUGUGGAAUCGCGAAGAAUCUAUGGCAUAUGUUGCUGAUUCGUUUAUGGUUGGAUUACCUGAACGAGACGAGCUUUCAAAACUCGUCCAGCAAGAAGAGUCUCAUUCCUUUCCUUUUUUCAGUCGUUUGAUGCGUCAUUUGAAGGCACUUCCACAGUUAUCGCUUACUAAAAUUAUGGAGCCCAAGGGACAGUCGGAUGCAUUUGACAGUAUCUUGAUCAUCGCCUCUACCACCGGUAAUUUGUUUGCUUUGGAUACAAGACAAAAUCAAAAGUCUUAUAUAUCGUGGAAGAAAGUAUUGGCUCCUUAUCCCUCAAACGUGCGUUCUUGGUUGCUCAACCCUGCUACUAGAGAUUACGACGUCGCAGUUGUUGCUUUCGUUGCAGAAUAUCCCAAUGAAACAAUUUACUUUGAGUUAAAUGCCUUUACAGGUGACAUUUUGUUUCAAGAACGUUUGCCUUAUACCCCAGAGGACUACUUUGUUAUUGAAAAUACGAACAAUGACACUCGGUCAGUUACGGUUGCUGCCGUGAAUAAUGCAGCAAUAGUGAUUACAAACAAGGGUCUUGAAGCCAACAGAUCCUUAUCAGACACUGUUUUUACGAGAACAAGAGACCAUAUUGUAAGUGGUCUUGUCCUUCAACCUGAUUUGACCUUUAUUGAGAAAUGGCGUUUCCCGUUUACUGAAGACGAGCAAGUCUUAAAGGUUGUGAAGCGAAACCCUAAAGAGAUGAUUCCUUCUGUAGCAAGAGUUUUGCACAACAGAAACGUCAUUUACAAGUACCUCGACCCGAACAUGAUAACCGUGUUCACGAAGCGUUCAAAUACGCUUCAUAUUUAUGUGUUAAACGCCGUUUCCGGCGCUCUUCUUUACUCUACAAAGCAUACCAAUUUACCUGAAUCCAUAAACCUUCAGGCUGUUAUGUCAGAAAAUUGGCUUUUGUAUAGCUUUUGGAGUGACGUUCCUAACUUGAGUACAAAGGUUGUUUCGGCUGAAUUCUUUGAAAGCGACAAACCAAAUGAAAAAUUGCCGCUUGAUAAUUAUGUUUCUGGAGACGUUAAUGCUUACGUUCCAUACGUUGUGACACAAUCAUACAUUAUGCCGAAGGAUAUCAUCUCUAUGGGACUGACAAACACCGCUCAAGGUAUCACAAGCCGGGAUGUGUUGCUUGGUCUGUCAACGCAACAAUUAGCCAUGCUUGCUCAACCCUACUUUAAUCCUCGACGUCCAUUACUGCCACCCAAAGCGAAGAAUAAGGAUUCUACUCUCAUUCCCUAUGAACCUGUUUUGCCGAUGGAAGACCAAACGGUGCUCUCAUACAAUUUACGUGUGUACAAUUUGACCCAAAUCUCAUCUCACCCUAGUGUUUAUGAAAGUACUACUUUGGUAUUCGCAUGUGGACAUGAUAUCUUUUAUACUAAGGUCGCACCAAGUUUGCCUUUUGAUAUGUUGAGUACCGCUUUUGAUAAAAGACAACUUUUGCUCACAACAUUUGCUAUCUUCCUCGGUGUAAUCUUUACACGGCCUAUGGUAAGAUUAAAGCUGCUGAAGCAAAAAUGGUAUUAGUGAAAAGGAACCCUUUAUGUAUCUUAGUCUUUUCCAUGUUUUUGAUGUUUGUUCGCUAGUACAGCAGAUGGAAAAAAUGUCUAUUUACCAGUCUUGUGUACCUCGUAUUCUAAUAGACUACUUCAUGAAUGAUAAAUGAAAAAUGAGCAGCAUGGUAAAUAUUCUUAAAAGAAAAUGAUAACUUUUUUUAAAACAAAAUCCUAAACAAAAUCGUACACUAAGUUUAUUCGCAAUUGAACACCAAAACUGUUUUAUCGUCCGAACCAGAAAUCACUUGUUUGCCGUCAGGCGCGACAGCCAUGCACAGGAUGGGUUCCUGAUGACCGCUAAUUUCUGCCAACAACUGUCCUGUACGAAUAUCCCAUUUUCGAAUAAUACAAUCGCCACAGGCAGUAAGCAAGUAGGGAGAGUUUGGAAUAAACUCGCACGAUACAACAGCUUCGCUAUGAGGUAAAGACUUUCUGAACUUCAAAGAAGCAGAGUCGUAUAACGCGACAGUGCCAUCAACACUUGCACAAGCAAAGAUGGGAAGAACUGGGCAAAGGGCGAUCUUCUCAACACUCUCCGUUUGUGUUUCCAAUGAUGCGAGAAUAGUGCGACUGUUAAGAUUCACAACCUUCACUUUACCAGAACUUCCGCCCAGAAACAGAACGUUACCCUCCUUAUUGGAAGUAAAACAAACCCAACCACCGGCGGUUUCUUCAUUUCCUGGAUCAAAACGUUGAUCAUCACUGGUCAAUCUGACUUCUGCCUCACCCGACGCAGGAUUCCAAACGAUAGCAGUACCCAUGUCAUCGACAGUAGCAAGACGCUUACCAACACCGGGUGGGAUAAAGGCGCCUGCAUUACAGGGUGCAGUGUGACUAUAGAAGACAUUGGCGACCUUACCAGAAGGCAAAGACCACAUCCAUACGCUACCGUCAUUGCAACCUGCUGCAAGGAAAUGACCCUUAGGAUGCCAUGAAAUCCAGAUAACUUCAUCGCUAGUCUCCAAAGCAGCGAUGAACUCACAGCCAGUGGACAUUUUCCAAACACGUAUUUGAGAGUCCAUACCACCUGUAGCGAUAUACUCGCCAUCAAAGCUCCAUUCAAUAGCAAUAAUAGAAUCGGUGUGACCAGUCAGAGUAUGCAGACGUUCACCGUUUGUACGAUCCCAGAUGUAAGCCAAGUCAUCUCCUCCUCCUGAAGCACACAUAUUGGGGUUGGAUUUGUUAAUGGCAACAGUGAAUACAGAAUCCUUGUGCUCAAAGAAGCCCUGAACAGACAUAUCAGGCACCAUGUCAACCAAGUUUUCGCCUUGGAAACCAUCAUCGUUGCCUUCACCCUCCUCGUCAAAAUCCUGCUGCAUGCUGUUUUGAUCUUCAGCAACUACUUCAUCGACUUCAUUAUCCUCAAUGAACUCGUCUGCGGGAACAUUUUCCUCUGCCAUUUUUUAUUUAUAUUUGUUUAUUAAAGCGAACCUGAUGGAGGUGUUGGUUCUGGUUGAGUUAAAUGUAUUCAGUAAAAAUUAAUGGGGAAGCAUUUAGUGUCUCAUACGUUAUGUUUCAAUGUAUAUUUUAUGAUUAGAGCUUUAAUGACUAAAUUGUUAACGUAGAAUUUGAAGAUUUUUUAUGUCUGAUUCAUCUAA
This is a messenger RNA of Schizosaccharomyces japonicus yFS275, 4241 nucleotides long. Its product is annotated as ER membrane protein complex subunit 1. The record is from RefSeq and is a predicted model, not a curated record. Lineage: Eukaryota; Fungi; Ascomycota; Schizosaccharomycetes; Schizosaccharomycetales; Schizosaccharomycetaceae. Gene Ontology annotation, cellular component: EMC complex; endoplasmic reticulum membrane. The coding region runs from base 56 to 2614 and encodes 852 amino acids. The transcript has a single exon.